Messenger RNA from Neodiprion fabricii, 3323 nucleotides. RefSeq names its product calcium/calmodulin-dependent protein kinase type II alpha chain (gene CaMKII). Gene Ontology annotation, cellular component: neuron projection; cytoplasm. The coding region runs from base 478 to 2358 and encodes 626 amino acids. NCBI's taxonomy places the organism in Eukaryota, Metazoa, Arthropoda, Insecta, Hymenoptera, Diprionidae. Gene Ontology annotation, molecular function: calmodulin binding; calcium/calmodulin-dependent protein kinase activity; ATP binding. Gene Ontology annotation, biological process: protein phosphorylation. The transcript has 19 exons. The record is from RefSeq and is a predicted model, not a curated record.
AAUAGUUGAACGAAGCUCGAAGCUCGAUAAGUACGCGUAGGGUUACCCGCGAGUGUGCAUAGGUGAUAUUCGCAAAUUAUACCUAAUCGUUGUAUAAAUUCGCGACGAAGUAAUAGGUGUGGUAAAUUUUUGAAAUCGUCUAAUUUUAAAACGGGGAUAAGUCGGCGAGAAAAAAAAACCAGUAUCUUUUCCUCGGUUAUAUUUCAUCGGAGGUGGUGGUAAUACGGCGCCUACGACGCAAGUCAGUUGACCCACCGACGCCGAGUGAAACGGACGUAGGUCGAAAUACGCUCCGUAGUAAAAUAAUUCCGUAGAGUAAUGUGAAUAACCGAUAAUAGUAGAGAUUGAUAAAUAUUGUCAAAACAAUCGCUGUGUUUAUUACCAUAGUUUUUAUUGAUCGAAUUUGACCGGCCAGUUUCCUAGCGUAGUGUCGGGGGCCGCUUUCUCAGUAGUGAGGUAAAUAUUGUAGUUUUCGGUAUGGCUGCUCCAGCAGCUUGUACGCGUUUCAGUGAUAACUAUGACCUUAAGGAGGAACUGGGAAAGGGAGCUUUUUCCGUGGUCCGACGAUGCGUCCAGAAAAGUUCGGGUCUCGAGUUCGCGGCGAAGAUCAUCAACACCAAAAAGCUCUCGGCCAGAGAUUUUCAAAAACUUGAACGAGAAGCCCGGAUAUGCAGAAAACUACAGCAUCCAAAUAUCGUAAGAUUACACGACAGUAUACAAGAAGAAAACUUUCACUACUUGGUCUUUGACUUAGUAACCGGCGGUGAACUCUUCGAAGAUAUAGUUGCACGAGAAUUCUACAGUGAAGCUGACGCGUCGCACUGUAUUCAACAGAUUUUGGAAAGCGUUCAUCACUGUCAUCACAACGGCGUUGUUCACAGAGAUCUCAAGCCAGAAAACUUGUUACUAGCCAGUAAAGCAAAAGGGGCUGCAGUGAAGCUCGCGGAUUUCGGUCUCGCCAUAGAAGUGCAGGGAGAACAACAGGCAUGGUUCGGAUUCGCCGGAACGCCUGGAUACCUCAGCCCGGAAGUGCUGAAAAAGGAACCCUACGGAAAACCGGUAGACAUAUGGGCAUGCGGGGUGAUAUUGUACAUCCUCCUGGUCGGUUAUCCUCCCUUCUGGGACGAGGACCAGCAUCGGUUAUACGCACAGAUCAAAGCCGGCGCAUACGACUACCCGAGCCCGGAAUGGGACACCGUAACAACCGAAGCAAAGAAUUUGAUCAACCAGAUGCUCACGGUUAACCCAACCAAACGGAUCACAGCCAGCGAAGCUCUGAAGCACCCAUGGAUCUGCCAACGAGAACGCGUAGCGUCUGUCGUACACAGGCAAGAGACCGUCGACUGCUUGAAGAAGUUCAACGCGAGGCGCAAGUUGAAGGGCGCCAUACUUACAACGAUGUUGGCCACAAGGAACUUUUCCAGUAAGUAUGAUACGCAGGGUCGAAACACCAUCACGAAAAAGGGAGAUGGUUCUCAGGUGAAAGAAUCCACUGACAGCAGCACCACCAUCGAAGACGAUGACGUCAAAGAGGAUAAGAAAGGAGGCGUCGACCGGAGCAUCACGGUCAUAGCAAAAGAGCCUGAAGGCUUGGCCUCGCAAGGCACGCCGCCCAGCAGCCCAGCCGCGGCCUCGGUUUUCUCGAGGGUGAUGGUGGGCCAAACCCCGUCCCAAAAGCAACCCCAAUCCGCCGGAAGCACGCUAGGAAUCGCCGCAGUCCUGCUCCAGGGUGCCCAAGCUGGCAGUGGGAGUGGCAGUGGCUCCAGCCACAGUAGCAGCAGCAACAGCCAGAACAGCCAAACCGGCGGAUCACCGUCGUCGACGAUCCACCUCAACGCCUGCGGGAGCACGCCUCGUCGUCAUGACUCGAACACUGAGAUAAGAAUCGUCUGUCCUAUCAAGACCUGCAGUCAGCUAUCUACGAAUUCGCAGUGCUCAGCUCGUCGUCAGGAAAUAAUCAAGAUGACUGAACAGUUAAUCGAAAGCAUAAACACCGGCGACUUUGAGGCCUACACGAAGAUCUGCGACCCGCAUUUGACGGCGUUCGAACCCGAGGCUUUAGGUAAUUUGGUCGAGGGAAUGGACUUUCACAAAUUUUACUUUGAUAACGUCUUGGCGAAGAACUGCAAGGCGGUAAAUACAACAAUACUGAAUCCCCACGUGCAUCUUUUGGGAGAGGAUGCGGCCUGCAUCGCUUACGUCAGACUUACGCAGUACAUGGACAAGCAAGGAGUGGCUCACACUCAUCAAAGCGAGGAAAGCCGGGUCUGGCACAAGCGGGACAACAAGUGGCAAAACGUGCAUUUUCACCGAAGCGCAGUUACGGGCUCUCCGCAAUUUUCAUUCAACCAGAAAUAAACGGUGGCGGCAACGAGGAUAACGGAUCCGCAAAGGUGCAGGAAAUUACCUGGAGAAACGAAACGACAAAUAUAUUAAACGAGGAAUAACACAGAUGAUCAGGCGAAGAAUAAUGAGGGGGAAAAUAGGCGGGAACUGAAAAAUGGGUAAAGAGCCGAAGGGUCUAUGAUGUAAGUUGUUGGAUCGAUGAUGAGAAAAACGAGACGCGGGGGAAAGAAUUAUUAGUUGACGCGAUAAGCGUUUUACGACGUACAUACAUACAUAGCUGAAGGAGUAUAAAUCGGGCGCAACGACAGAAUAUUAUACGAUGCGUAACAAUUUUAAUAACAUUUUUUAAAACUCAUUAAUUCGGUUCACGAUAAUAAAACGGCAAGAAAAAGAUAACUAUAAACAAAUUAACGAAUAAAACUUGAAACUGGCGGUAAGGAAAAAGGAAACAAAACAAAACGAAAAGUAAAACUUUCCACAAAGAAUAUGCACGAAGAGAGAAACAGAAAAGGAUGAAUAAAGAGAACGAGGAGAAAAUCCUGAGCGACAAAGUAAAUUUAUAAAAUGCCUGUCUAUGAUAUCUGUCUGUCUAUUCUGUCUGUCUGUUCUUUCUGUCUGUCUGUUUGUCUGUCAGUGCAAUAGAGUUGUGUAAUUAAAUUUCCUACGAUAAUUCGGGAGGUAGGGAAACAAUUGGCCGAUGAUGCGAGAUAGAUAUGGCAGAGUUAAAAUAAGGAAAUGGAAAAUGAAAAAUGGAAAGUAAACGAUAAUGGCGGUGGAAUGAUCAAUAUCCUGAGUCGUAUUCGGUAUUAUACACGUAUACAAAAUACAUCGUGCAUCCGACUUACAAUAAGUUGUGAAAAAGGUGAACGCCGGGCCCCGCAACAAGAAUCUCGAUACAGAAAGCAAAAUUGAAUCUGAAUAAUAUCCAAGUAUAAUAUAUACGGAGAGAGAGAGAGAGAGAGAGAGGGAGUUGAAAA